Messenger RNA from Phoenix dactylifera (date palm), 597 nucleotides. RefSeq names its product ubiquitin-like protein 5. The record is from RefSeq and is a predicted model, not a curated record. Gene Ontology annotation, biological process: protein modification process. Gene Ontology annotation, molecular function: protein binding. Lineage: Eukaryota; Viridiplantae; Streptophyta; Magnoliopsida; Arecales; Arecaceae.
AAGCUGGAAAACACGGUGGGCGAGCCCACGCGAAGAAGAGCGAAAGAGGGGCUAGGGUUUUGAUAAAGAAAAGGUGGGGGUAUCGAAGGGCGAAGGUCGGCGAAGAUGAUCGAGGUGGUGCUGAACGAUCGGCUGGGGAAGAAGGUGCGGGUGAAGUGCAACGAGGACGACACGAUCGGCGAUCUCAAGAAGCUAGUGGCGGCGCAGACCGGGACCAAGGCCGAGAAGAUCCGCAUCCAGAAGUGGUACAACAUCUACAAGGACCACAUCACCCUGCGUGACUACGAGAUCCACGACGGCAUGGGCCUCGAGCUCUACUACAACUAAUCGAAGGUGAGUUGGUUGUUCCAAAUGCAUGCAGGCGUCGCUUAUGGUAAAAAUGUAUGCAGUUUGGUAAUUGAUACGAGCCAUGAAGUCGGCAACAAUGACUAAUGGGUACUGUUGUAUGCAUGUUCGAUCUGGAAAUUUAAUUAAACAUAUGAUUGAUAUCUCGUUUGUUUGUUUGUGGACAUAUGAGUGAGUACUGGUGUUCCUGGACAUAUGAUUGAUAUCUAGUUAUGAGGCAUUUUACUAGUUUGCUUGUGGUAAUGUCAGCCA